This is a messenger RNA of Corylus avellana, 1226 nucleotides long. RefSeq names its product Mitochondrial transcription termination factor family protein (gene PDE191). Gene Ontology annotation, biological process: regulation of DNA-templated transcription. Gene Ontology annotation, molecular function: double-stranded DNA binding. NCBI's taxonomy places the organism in Eukaryota, Viridiplantae, Streptophyta, Magnoliopsida, Fagales, Betulaceae. The record is from RefSeq and is a predicted model, not a curated record.
CUUCUGCCUCUUUCUCUGCCUCCGGUGGCGACCGAGUUAUGAUUAAGCGCAAGUGGAAAGCUUCUUUGCAUUUUCGCUGUUGAUUUUGCUGUGGCUGCUGCUUAGCGUUGUUGAUCGAAAGGUAAGCGGCUCUCUCGCAUCUUGGUAGGGGAUAUGGAAAUCUGCAGCAAUCAACGUGGUGGUAGUAGCAUCACGUGGUUCUUCAGAGAUAGAGGGUUUGAUGAUAAAAGUAUCCAUGAAAUGUUCAAAAAGUGCAAGCGCCUUGAGGGUGUGGAAAGGGAGAGAGCAUCCGAGAAUUGGGAUUACCUCAAAAGCAUUGGCAUUCAGGAGAGAAAGCUCCCUUCAAUUGUUUCAAAGUGCCCCAAGAUCCUUGCACUGGGUCUCCAUGAGAAGCUUGUUCCCAUGGUUGAGUGCCUCUCCACGCUUGGUACAAAACCCCAAGAAGUUGCUUCCGCCAUUGCCAAAUUUCCUCCCAUACUCUCCCAUAGUGUGGAAGAGAAGCUCUGUCCACUUCUGGCAUUCUUUCAGGCACUUGGUGUCCCUGAAAAGCAACUUGGCAGAAUGAUAUUGCUCAACCCGAGGCUCAUCAGCUACAGCAUUGAAUUGAAGCUGACACAGAUAGUGGACUUUCUUGCCGCUAUUGGCCUGGCCAGAGAUGGGAUGAUUGCCAAAGUUCUGGCAAAAAACCCAUUUAUUAUGGGUUAUAGCGUCGAUAAAAGGCUACGCCCCACUUCAGAUUUUUUGAAAUCAGUAGGUCUUACAGAGCAGGAUCUUCAAACAGUGGCAAUGAACUUCCCUGAAGUUCUCUGCAGAGAUGUGAACAAGGUGCUGAGACCCAAUUUCGCUUAUCUAAAAAGAUGUGGGUUUGGAGAUGGACAGAUAGCAUCUUUGAUAACUGGUUUUCCCCCUGUUCUGAUAAAGAGCAUCCAAAAUUCUUUAGAACCUCGGAUCAGGUUUCUGGUGGAGGUAAUGGGAAGACGGAUUGAUGAAGUCACUGAUUAUCCUGACUUCUUUCGGCAUGGCUUGAAGAAAAGAUUGGAGUUGCGGCACAAACUUUUGAAAAAGAAGAAUAUUGCUUGUAGCUUGAGUGAAAUGCUGGACUGUAAUCAAAAGAAGUUCUUAAUGAAGUUUGGUUUCUUUGAAGGGCAUGCCUAAGAAAAAUGACUACCAACUCCAGGAGCUUAAUUAAAGACAUGAACUCGGGGAUGAGCUGAAGCCUUCUGCAG